Messenger RNA from Spirometra erinaceieuropaei, 12106 nucleotides. The record is from the annotation of a GenBank genome assembly. Lineage: Eukaryota; Metazoa; Platyhelminthes; Cestoda; Diphyllobothriidea; Diphyllobothriidae.
AUGUCUCCUUCUCCCCUGGGAAAAGGCGGCCGAUUGGACGAGGAGGCUUCUCAGGCGCUAGUUAACUGGUCAGUCGAGCAGGCCAACGCGCUGGACCCCAACGGCCAACGGGUAUUCAAUGCCCCCUCUGCGCCGCCAGACAACGUUGUGCAAGGAGGCGUUGUCUGCCGUUUCGCUGUUCCGCUCUCCGUCGUGCCUCCCAGCCAGUGGGCUGGCCUCCUCGUACGACCCGUCAGUCUUCCGCACAACGACCCCGGUGGUUUUGCUGUGUCCGGUGUCAAUUCGAAGGGCCUGCAUGGAAACAGCCCCAUCUGCGCACAGAUGGCACAACGCCUGCCGGAACAUGUGCGACAGGGUAGGGCGGCGGAGGAGGGCGUGUCUUUUGCGACCUUCUUCAAAACGCAGUACACGCAUGCAUACUCUGCGACAUUGCGGCAUCAUGGAGUUAAUGUGAACUUGCCCCUGGCCUCCAGCAUCCGCAUAUCGAGGCACCUAAACGCUGCCGCUGUGAGUUUUUUCAUAUUUCACUUCUCCAAUGCCCUGUUGUUGAGCCCUUAAAAUGCAAGUGAGCAUACGUCGACGGACUUGGGCCUCAGAUAGAGCAAAAUUGCCCGGUACACUAUUCCAUGUACAAGUACCUAUUAAUCAUAUCCUUGGUCCAUAGGAAAACCGAUGCAUCGGGAGCCUGCAGAACCACAAGGUAUACGACAUAUUGAUGGUUUCUAAGUAUGUUGUAGACGGGAACGUUUGCAACUGGUUCGACUUCAGCCAUCUUCACUUUCCUCCUUCUCCCAGCUUGUCCGCCUCCGGCAAGUCCGAUCCACAGAUAUUGACUUUCCGGUUCAAAGGACUCCCGAGUAAAAUGUCACUGUCAUUUGUCACACCGUCGUCUAUGUUGGUCUGGCGUAGGUGGGCCUGUAGGCAGCAUGAUGAAUUAGCCCGAACCGGGCGCCUUAUGGUUUUAUCGCUGUUUCUCGGAUUUAAAGCAGAAGGUUUGUUCUGCGUGUGGCUUCCAGUCGAGUUGUCUUUCGCAAAUAUUGUGUAUGUUCUGUCCGAAGUUUUUGUAUUUACAUCUACGACGCAGAAGCGCCUUUUCUAGUCUGAGGAUCUUUUUGUAAUUUUGCACAAAGUUGCAAUUAGCCCCUCGGGAGUCGCACUAUAAGAAAUUUUGACUGCCUCGAUAUGCGCAGAAAACUCCACCGGCUAACCUCGCCGCAUUUGCUCACACUGUCCCAAGACAUUCUGUCAUUGCAGGGGCCUGUUGGGCCAUAUGUACAGUGAGUGACCGAUCUCAUGAAAUGUUGGCUGAAAUUCUGAAAUGCGUUUUCGACUAGGAAGGAUUACUUGGUCGCGGUUGUAAUACUGACUAUCUUGCGGCAUACUCUUAUAACCUUUCGGACUCGGCAGGAUGUCGGCUUUUAAAUGCACUCCAUUUCAAUCUCCCGUAGAAAGCGUACUCGGUAAAAAAUGAUUACUUAAGUAACAUACUUUUUACCGCUGAUUUUUGAGGGUCUUGCAAAUUCAAAGACAUUUUAUAGAAACCAUAAACAAAAUAUGCUCUCUUUUAGUCAAUCAAUAGAGAAUCACGUCUUCUUUGUAUUUUAUACUUAAGGAAGGGUUAUUAUUAGGUUUUACAAAAGUUUUCUAAUUGCCGAAUAAUUGGGAGCCUGAUUAUUCGUUGCAUUAGCGCUUAGUGAUUACACUCUACAAGGUGGAUGCGUUCCACGUAAAGAAAAUCCCAUAUUUUUCUAUGCCAUUAAAGAGAUAUUAUACAGGGUCCAUAAAAUGUUGCAAUGGAUGCGGAAGAUGUUGUACAUUUCAUGAGGAGCAGUGGCAAACGGCCAGGUACGAUGCUAUGUGAAUAGACAUAUCGCGGUCUUAAGAAGUCUCAUAAUUAGAAACUUUUUUAAAACCUAAUUAUACUCCUUCCUUAAGUAUAAAAUAUAAAGAAGACGUGAUUCUCUAUUGAUUGACUAAAAGAAAGCACAUUUUCGUUUGUGGUUUCUAUAAAAUAUAUUUGAAUUUCCAAGACCAUCGAAAAUCAAUGGGAAAAAUGCAUGCUACUUAAGUAGCCAUUUUUUACCAAGCACACUUUCUACAGGAGAUUGAAAAGAAGUGCAUUUUAAAGCCGACAUCCUGCCGAGUCCAAAAUGUUAUAAGAGUGUGCCUUAUGAUAAUCAGUAUCACAACCGCGACCAAGUAAUCCUUCCUAGUUGCAAACGCAUUUCAGAAUUUCAGCCAACAUUUCAUGAGAUAGGUCACGCACUGUACAUCUAUGACGCAGAAGCGCCUUUUCUAGUCUGAGGAUCUUUUGUAAUUUUGCACAAAGUUGCGGGAGUCGCUCGAAGAUAAAUUUUGACUGUAGGAGUAGACAUGGUUUCCUUCUAAAGAGUUAAGAAUUCAACAAAUGCGUUUGCCUUUGUUGUCCUCUUUCAUUUUUCAGUCAAAUGUGGUUUGGUAGCCCCAGCUGAAGUAAACGAACCUCAGUCACCUCUAAUAUGGGAUCGGCGGUAAUAGGGGUUUUUACAGGUGGAGCCGGGGAAUGCACAGACGACGAGUUCAAGUAAUUUUAUGCAAAAGGAAAACUAUUGGGAGUGCGUGGUUGUACUUUCAAUGAUUGAGAAAUAGAUGCGCUAACUCCAAACCCGAACUAUAACCCCUAACCCUAACCCUUAAUCCCGACCCAACAGUAUUGUGUCCAUGAGGUGGGGCUACCAAACCACGUCUUACAAAAAUGUGCGGCCCGUUGUCACCUUUUUGGGUUGUUGCCACGUAGCACACACGAACAACAGUCGUGUAUGGAGGUAACCCGUCUUAUGACGCCAAGAAGGUGAUCCGCAUCUCUGUCGGCAUCCUCUUUGUGUAGUUUGAGGUAGCCAAGAGACAUGUUCCACUUUAUUAUCCGAUUGCUAGUGAGUCAGCCUGACAGGCGUUUAACGAACUCCCACUACAUUAUUCGGGCGUUUUAGAGGUUAACGACCUCAUAAUGGGCUUCUGUCGACGCUCCAAUUGUACUCCUCGCUCACUUGACUGUUUGACAUGUAUGCCUUCUCGCUGGUGUCUUAGGUUUCCGCGGGUCGCAGAGAGGACUCGAAGGGGGUGCACGUCGAAGAUCGCCUGCCCGACAUGUGCAUUCUCCACCCACUCAACGCCUGGCUCUGGCUGACCCUCUGCCUCACGCCCACAGUGCUCUAUCAGGUCACGCGCUGUCUGUCAGCCUGUGAGCUGGCCAACCUGCUCACCUGCCGUCUCUACGAUCGCCCCACCGCCGCCGCCGACAACACGGAACUGCCCUUUGGCCUGCCGGAGGGCGACUUCUUGAUGCCGGAUAGCGGCAGUAUCAGCCUAACCGCCAUUCCACCCCUGCAGCGGUACUUUGAUAACCUCCCCAGGGAGAAUCGGCAGAUCUUCGACAAGAUUGAAUGAAACGUUGGAAGAGGAGUCUGCCCUGGAUGAGGCCGUCCUCGCUGCUCGUCAGGUAUUCCGAGGUCCUCCUAGUUUUCAGCUUUUACAUCCCUCUGGAUUUUUGUACUUCUAUAAGUAUUGCCUCUCAGCGGCAUCGCGAACCGGUGCUGUUCAUAGUUUGUGCGUUGAACGUCCGAAUCUUCGAUAACUUUUUCCAAUCUGUCCUUCCCGUUCCGGACGCCGGUCAUUUGGACAGGAUUUUACGGGGAUUAUUUUGUUGACGUCUGGCACUCAACACAUUACCCACCCACCAGACAGCGAAUGCCAAAUCUAACAACAAAAUUUUAGUACGAUGUACAUUUAACAUUUAUAUUUUAUGUACCGUUUUCAAUAGGGUCAUCAAGGGCAUUGCCUAUUACCCUAAAUACACUAUACACAUAGUAAACCUCGUCACGCUUCAGAUCUUGUUCGUCAACUAAAACCGCAGUAUUUCCCACGGACAGGACUUGCGAGAUGCCUCGACCUCUCGUAGACCAGAAACAUUUAAUGGCUACUUUUCACAAACUGUAGUAUUAUGUGGCUCCGUGCUCAUAUUCUGCAGAACCUCAUGCUGUAAAACAACUGACCAUCCUUGCACACUAUGAAACAUGCUUUCCUACUGAUAUGGGCUUAUCGGUAGCAUAGACGCACCAAAAUCUGCAUAGGUUUUUGAUGUCCGGGAGGUGGACUCCACUUUCGGUGCGAAAACGUCUGCAAAUGUUUUGAUGUUUUCGGCCACCAUUUUCAGCGAUCACUGCAGGUGGGUAGUUUAAUGAGUGACGAUUACUUGCCGUACAAUGGAUUUCUUGAAUCCAAUGCGAAUGGUCCAACAUAGAGCUGGGAAAUUAAGUCUGAGUGGGAUCAUCAAUGAAUGAGCGGUAACCGGGCGUUUUGCUGAUGGGUAGUAAUUUACUGCUGAACCUGUUCUUUCCUUCUCACAGACAGGUGCCACGCCGUCUGGUGAUGCCGUCACGACAGGCCGUUUCGUGCCCGAUCCGGACUAUCUGCUUGAGGCCACCACCACCCUCAACGCCGUGGACGCCGUCAAUCUGGAGCGUCUUGAGCUGUUGGGCGACUCAAUGCUGAAGUUCGCGGCCAGCCUGCUCGUCUACUCUUCCCUGCCGCCUAGCGCUGACGAGGGUCAACUCACCUACCUGCGCAUGGGCCACAUUAGCAAUGCCAACCUUCACCGCCUCUCUGUGGAGCUGGGUCUGUAUCACUACCUGUGGUCUUUCUCCUAUGAUCCCACCAAGCACUACACUCCACCCGGAUUUUUCCUCUAUGAUGCGGUGAGCACCUCAGUGACAUUCCGAUUUUUGCUUCUCCUAAUGUUGAGGUAUGGCAUGGAAAUGAGCCCAGACCGCCGGUGUCCGUUUGCAUCUUGACAUUCUUGUAUCUGUGUACCUUGUACUGUGUCAGUGGUCUUCACCAGCAAGUGCUUGACCUACUAAUUGACUCAAAUGACGCUUUUAUAAUCCUAUAUAUAUUCACUCAGGAAUGGGCGCACACCGAUCCAUUGGCUUCCCGAAGCAAACAAGCUUCGUAUGGGCGAUAGGGGUCACGAACAGGCAACCGCCUAGCAGGCCGAAGUCGACCAAGCUAUGAUAGCAGAGGGGAGACGACAGAGUCUGGGGGGUAGAUUGAUACAGCACUGUUUCGGGCUUAUGUGCGCCCAUUCCUGAGUGAAUAAAUACCCGAUCUGCAGCGACAGAGAAUGGCAGGUGGCGAGGCAUUGAUGAACUUCGGUUCGAUGAAGUGCUUAUGACCCAUCUGGUAGACCCCAGUGGUGGACCAGCUGCGCCAGGUGCGUCUGUGCGCAUGUUUGUGUUUCCGGUAUCAGCUGGUGGUCAGUGUUAUGGUUGGCUGAAUGAAGGCAAACAAGCCCGAAACAGUGCUGUAUCAAUCUACCCCCCAGACUCUGUCGUCUCCCCUCUGAUAUAUAUAUAUACAUACUUGCGCACGUACGAUGCUUCAGAGAAAACGCAAUAGUAAACUAUCGUUCUUUUGAUCUUCCCAUCCAUCUUUCCAGGAGAACGCUCGCAAGUCUCAUGACCCUCGUCUGUACGUGAAAAUCUAUGACAAGGAUGUAGCUGAUUCCGUGGAGGCUAUGCUAGGCGCCUUCCUUUACCAUCUUCAACCCUCCGCGGUCUCGCGUCUGCUAGCAUUCCUCGGCCUGACUUGUAAGCCGCAACCCCUCGCCGAGUCUCCCGACGCCAACAGUCGUGCCGCGGUAGAUGCUGUGUUGCGCCAGCUGUGGGUGUCAUCUGAGUCCUGGAAUAGCCUCCUUCUCCCACCUGACCGUCCUCUGGAUCCCGAUCUAGUGUUAGAGAACCAAGCCGCUCUGGAACGCCGUCAUGCGGAGGUGGGGGCUCUUAUUUCGGAUAACAUUUCGAUCGCAGCCCGCACCGCUAACUCCAACGCCAUUGACAUCGAUAGCAUGACAAACCAGCUGGCCGACCGUCUCACUCUCGUGCCUUUCUCUCAGACCCUGGCGAACAAGAAGGCCCAGUUGGCUGAUCUUGAGAGCAUUUUGGGCUACGAAUUUCGCCACAUACGUUUGCUUAUCCAGGCUAUUACACAUGCGAGCUCGCUUUCAGCUCAUGAUUGGGGCUGCUAUCAACGGUGAGCAUGCCGCUGCUAUCCUCUGUUUUCCUGUGAUCUAGUUUUAUUGUCCAUUUUUUUGCCCUCGACAAACUCGAAAUACUUUUCUGUUCUGUUAACAAUUGUCAUCUUCCCGGUUGUGCGCUUGUGUUUGGACCCAUCUUUGUGUGGAAUUCACAGUAUGCAAGUCCGAGCAGAGCACGCGGAACGUACCCCACCGGUCGGUCGCAUAUUCGGUUAAGCCGUGUCUGGCUAGACGGUCAGUUGGUCGGGGGAAACCUAGUUUCUAGUAAUUCCUGGAUUUCAAGUUUGGCGCCUCAUCCACCAUCUAUCGCAUCACUCUGUGGCUCCACAAUCGCACGGCACGGCGGGCAACAUUCUAAGUAGCAUUAUUCCUCUCUGACUUUUACUUUUUUCGCCGGCAGCCAUUUAGCAGAUCGGAGCUAAAGCGCCUUGAAGGCGCUGUGUACGUUUCGCGACUAUCCAUUCUCCAAAAGCAAUAGGGGGCUUUCUUGCGGCUGAUCUUAACUGAAGGCAGAGUACCUCUCCGCACCUGGCGAGUCCGACAAUUUCGUCUGUUUCGGGUGAAAACGCAGUCAUGAUUGGCAAGGCUGGACACGGGCGGGAACAAGAAAUCUGGCAAGCCCAUGCGGCCUGUCCUUGCGUAGUGCAUCGACUGUUCUCUUUAUCCAGGCUUCGUUCAGUAGGUGUGGAAUCUUACGGGAAUAUGAAGACUAACCUAGAAUGGAUCAUUGCUGACCAACCCGCUUGGCUCUGGCGAUCCGAGGUAACCUGUCGGCCUCAGUCUUCAAAACCACAGUUUUCGGUUGGACGUGAUAACUGUCAUCACACCAGGCUUUUAAUGGUGAAGUAACUGGAUGCGAAAUGUCUCCCUCCUUUCCCCUAUCCACGAACGACGUAUUUGGGUUUGUUGCUGGGGGCAUGAAGAGGCUUCCUGACUUUGUGCCUCUCCCCGAGCCUGCAUGUCUUCUCUUGGGUUCUCUUUGUAGACUGGAAUUCCUCGGCGAUGCUAUCCUCGACUUUGUGGUUACGCAACGGAUAUUUAAGGAGCAUCCGACCUUCAACCCAGGCGAGUUUUAUGCACCCUUAACGAUCUCUAUCGUCCUCUGUGAUUUACUGCAUCCCUUCUUGCCAAUUCCUGCCUCCACCUGCCUCAGCAAAUUUGACUGAUUGCGUAAGAUCCUGCAUCUAUCGGCUACCCUUCUUCCAUUUUCACAGCCUGACAUCACCAUUGGAGGGCAGGUUCGAUCGGGCGAAUGCCAAGCGCACAGGUUUCGUUAGGUUAACGUACUCUGGCCACAGCUUGCAAAGUUCUCUCUACCCGCAUUAAUUGAGGCCUCAGUUUUAAUCCUUCACUGGCAGUUUGGCAACGAAAUGACUCCAAGGUACUUAGCGGUGUCCCCCUCCUCAAGACGACAGCUGCUGACCACUAGUGUCCUGUCUCACUGUCAGGGGAACAGAACCGAGGUGCAGUGCCUACAACUUUUAUUGACACCGGGUCAAUUAGAUAUAGUUAAUCAGAAUGGACAGUGUGCUUCAUUCUUUCCAAACACCUGGCCGCCUAUCGAGCGAUUUUAAGAUAUCGUUGAAACAGACUGGAACAGUGUGUAGUCCACAGGAAAUCCCCAUCACAGCGUUUAUUGCAGCUGCAUUAACCGACACGUUACUCAUGAUGAACUGAGUCAAAACUCUGCAACAGCGAAAUCCACAACACGGACUUGAAUUCAGCUACUAGUCGCCUUAAGAGCAUUCGAGAAUGUGCCGCAGGGCGAAUAAUUUAUGCUGACCGGAACCUUUCAUGUGCUAGACAUCUUCGCCGAGUCGACCUCAUGUUGCUUUUCUAUUCUCCCUCCAUUUUACCUGCACCUACUUGCGCCAAAUGAAGGCGAACUGACGGAUCUGCGUACCGCCCUCGUCUCAAACAUCAAUCUGGCCAUCGUGGCCGUCCGACUGAACAUGCAUCGUUACCUGGACCAAACGGAUCACACCCUCUGGGAGAACAUUGGCAACUUCGCCCAGGUUGUUCUCGAGGAACCCUACAAACUCUGGCAGUUGGAGGUAUGGUGUCUAGAAUUCAUCCUUUUCUGGCCCCUUUAAACACUCCAGUAGUAAGGAAAAGUCUAUUCUUUCGAAUAUUUUGCGACAUGUAACACUUUUUCUGUCAUCCAAAUGGUGCUGCGAUGUGUCCGCCAUUCCAAUUGUCAAGUGGGUCUAAUGCUGCGCUGUUAUUUGCGAGUUCGGCUUUCUGAUGCUUCAUACCACAGGUGUGUGAGACGUUGUUUAUGCAUAGAAGCGUCAAUACAAGUCCUUUAGUACAAUUGAAAAGAAGCUGACGAAAGCGUGAAAUCACUGAACCACGUCUUGAGCCUCUGAACUUUGGAUAUCAGGAAAAAAAAGCAGCGAGACUUGCAUGGCAUUUGUGUUUCACGGCUCGUGACACAGAUACGGGUCUCCGUUAUGGUCCAAUCUGUUUCCUUAACAGCUCCUACGUCAGUCUCUUUGUGUCGGCGAGGUGGAUCUCGCGGCUCAUCUUCAGGGUGUUGUGGAUAGUUUGGGAUCAGGGCUUUUAUUCCUCUACGCCAUCAGUGUCACCCCGCUUUACGCUGAUCGGACAUCUUUAUGUCCACCUCAAGGGCAACUUCGGUAGGACUGAAGUUACACCCACUACCGGCAAUGCGAACCCAAUGGCAUGUUGUCCACGUUGUCACCGCAAAUUGCGAUUACCUGCGAAUCCAUCGCGGUGCGAUUGAAGCCACGAUCAACAGUUACGGAUCCCCACCUUUCCGGCCCACCCUGCACCCGCAGUUUCAACCGCGGCAUCGUCAGAUUCGGUCAUAUGCGCGCUCAUUGAGACCCUGCGUUGCUCACACCACGGUCCUACUGCCCUAUUUUCUAUAGUCGGUAAUCACGGACGAACCGACGUACUUGCCGCUUUGGGCGACUGUACGAUGCGUCACCCACUGCACCUAAUCUUGUACUUAGUAGGCCGACAGACCGGGAUUGGGGAUGAAAGGGUGAGGUCGGUCCUGGAGGUCCCCUCCUCAUGUUAGCAUCGUGUUUCCUACGGGGUUUUUCUCACUUCGACCAUCUCUGUAUUCGCCACCGUGAUAACACCAUCAGCAAUGCAUUCUCCUCUGGUGUAGCGCGUCAGUUUACGUAGCUGUCGGGUUGUGGUCGCUGUGCUCUGCGUUGCUUCGUGGAGGCGGAGAUGGGUGCUGAGGGUCUGGUGAGCUCAGACUGUGAUAAACAGCCACUGCAGUCGGACUUGUGGCACGGCCGGUAAUGAACUAUCCUGCCAUCCAUCACCGAGCUAUUGAACACUUUUCAGACGGAUACGUACACACACGAACGAAAGCAGGCGCGGAUACCAGCACACCUUUUCGCAUGCCUAACACGCUCAACUUUCUUCAUUUUCCUUCUACGGCAGUAGCCACUCUUAAAACUAGAAACUGGUGUGUACUCGGCUGGAGACUGAGUCUUUUUCCGCCGCCUUUUGGCGUCUAGGCGCAUUAUCUCCCUCCCUGCUACCUGCCCGCAGCUGCUAUGUUUCUUAUGUUUUUUGUUCGUCAGGACCAGUACAGUGGGUCGUCGCGGUCACUGAGCUACAAAGUCCUCGGCGACAUGGUGGAGGCCAUCAUAGGGGCCGUCUACAUUGACUGUGGCGGUUCUAUGCCCGUCAUCACGAGUGUCAUCUACAAACUCCUUGAACGCGAAUUUGGUAAUUUGUCAUGUUUAUCCUCUCUGCUCAUUGUAUGUGCUAGCGCCUUUUUGAAUCGCAGAAUGAUCAAACCACCACGUAGUGUUUGACCACCAUGUUUGGCGCCUUGAAUUUGCUCACCCCCUAACGACGUUGUUAUUGGACAGCUAUGUCUUCGUGUACACUGCAGUGCGUUUUGUCGCGCUGAUAUGGCGCACUUGUAGAACAGCUUUGGUGGUUAAUUGAGUGGAUCCCGUCUGUGGCAGUACUUGUGUCGUCGUUUAUGUCGCUUUCAGGAACGUUGGCUUUUAGAGAGCCACAGUCUCUGCGACGUCAAGGUAGACCAUCUGAUAGCCUGGAGGAAGAUGACUGUAAAAUGUUCUUUUAAUGCAAUCGCAUCCUCUCCCUUCGUUGACUGCCGUCUCUUGGGGAAGGUCCCCACUGAUCAUCUUAUCUGUGCCUUCCUCUUAUCACCAUGUGGGAAAGAAGAUGGAGACGGGCAGUCCUAUUUCCCGUCCUUUGAAGUAUGAGUAAAACGGAUCGCACGAAAACCUAUCGAAGUCGGCCAAGCUUCUCCAUUUUAUGACCACCUGCCAUCUUUUUCCACUGCGUAUGGUCUGCGGGAGGCCAUUCCACUAAGCCGUUUUUUGUCUGAUCACAGUGCGACUUGAACAGCUGGGUGACGACUUUUAGAAGGCAUACGUAUGAUUACCAGCUGACAUGCUGAACGUUUAUGUAAGUUCACAGGCGGGUGUAGCAGCAGUCGCUUUGAUUACGCGUAUGUUUAGUGCUACCUGCACUGAUCUUAAAGGCUUACGGCAGAAUGCUUUUGCGGCAUGCUAUCGAACCUACUAGACCACGCAGUUUUCUUAUGUAUUAUCGUUUUUCCAGAACUUUUUUCGUGUCGUGGACAGUAAAAAUGUUCUUUUUUCUCACUGUCCGCGUAGUAGACUACAUGAUUUCCAUAACUCUUCAUUGCCUCUUUUAAGUAGAAUGACUUUUCGAGGGUGUUUUUCGUACCAGGUGACUAGUGAUUUGUCGUUUGGUCGUUAAGAUGUGCGUUUUUUCUUAUCUUUUGUGGCAGAGGUGUAUGGCCAAGAUAUCCCGGUAGACCCAAUCCGCCUCAUGCACGAGACUUAUCCGAAACUCGAGAUCUCGUAAGUGUCCGCCUGUCCUUUCUGUCCCCUUUGCCUUACUGUUUCGUUGUUUGGUUGACUGAUGUUACGCGAGGCACAUUUAGCCUCUUCGUUGCGUAUACUUAUUACUUUUUCAAGUUUGCAGAAACCGAAGAAACCGUCUGAUUGUUCUGUAGGCUCUUAGGAAACUUCGUUUUCUCAAACAGUGGUAUUUUGAGAUUCAGUAUUGCUCAGUAUGUAUCUGAGUCAUUGACGUACUUUUUCAAGAGACCUAUAUUAUCAGUUGCGCCUGAGUAUUCAGUAAUGCCAGACUGUGUUUAUGUAAGCAACUAGUUGCAGGGCGAAAGUGUAUAUUACCAGAGUAAUGAUUUUUUGCUAAUUUACUGAUCGGUGAUGACUUUUCCAAAGCUCGAUAUUUCGUAAGCGCCCGCUUAUCCUUUCUGUUUUCUUGACCUUACGGUUUAGUUAUUCGAUUGACUGGCGUAACGUAUUGGCACAUGUGCCCUCUUUGUGGUGUAGAUUUUCUACUUUUUUAAGUUUGCUGAAGCCGGACAAGCCGCCUGAUCGUUCGGUAGGCGCUUGGAAAUCUCAGUCUUCUUAACCGGGGCAUGUUAGAGUGUGGUAUUUUUCAGUAUAUAAGCAGCUGGGUAAUUGGCAUAUUUUUUCAAGAGACCCUCAUUAUCACCUGCGCCUGAGUAUUCAGUAAUGCCAGGCUGUGUUUAUGUAAGCAACCAGUUGGAAAGUGAAAGUGUAUAUUAUUAAAGUACUGGUUUUUUGCGAAGUUGCCGAUCGAACAUGACGGGAAAUCUCGACCGAAAGCCGGUACUCCCCGUUUGACUACAUUGUCGUGCGAUACUGUGCGUCUAUUCACAUAUUCUAUAAUCAACUAGUAUCCAAACCGCUACCUUAGUGUUUACUCGUUGAUGUUGAGGGAGUGGCGUUCCUCCACCGCUUUGACUUGGUUAUGCAAUCAGUCCUUGCUCCUCCAUCUGGGUAUUGAUGCCAGUUGUUGAAAUUUUCCUUCAACAGGUCCAGUGAGAAGGUGGUGGUUGACGAGGAACAGAAUGGUGGACGGGGUUGCGGCAACAGGCGGACAGUUUGUCGCAUUCAAACAACCCACAACGGACGUACCAUUGUGGGCGAGGGACCGAAUCUAAGGGCCGCCAAAUUGUGCAUCGCUCACCAACUGGGCGUUUCCUUUGGUUAG